Messenger RNA from Oncorhynchus kisutch (coho salmon), 6232 nucleotides. Its product is annotated as splicing factor 3B subunit 1. Gene Ontology annotation, biological process: spliceosomal complex assembly. NCBI's taxonomy places the organism in Eukaryota, Metazoa, Chordata, Actinopteri, Salmoniformes, Salmonidae. Gene Ontology annotation, molecular function: mRNA binding. The transcript is spliced from 23 exons. The record is from RefSeq and is a predicted model, not a curated record. Bases 1673 to 5191 code for a protein of 1172 amino acids.
AGUCUUACUGAACCACCAAAAUGGCGAAGAUCGCCAAAACACACGAAGACAUCGAGGCCCAGAUCCUGGAGAUCCAGGGGAUGAAAGCUGCCCUGGUGGAGGAGGGAGGAGAUCAGGGUGUGGGCCUGGACUCUACUGGAUACUACGACCAGGAGAUCUACGGUGGCAGCGAUAGCCGCUUCGCUGGAUAUGUCACCUCCAUCGCGGCCAAUGAACAGGAGGAUGAUGAUGAGGAGGACUCGUCAACGAGUCUACUGGGACAGAAGAAACCGGGAUAUCACGCUCCGGUGGCUAUACUCAAUGCAAUACCACAGUCAGAUGAACAGUACGACCCGUUCGCUGAACACCGGCCCGCUAAGAUUGCAGAGCGUGAAGACGAGUACAAGGCCAGACGUCGACAGAUGAUCAUCUCUCCGGAGCGUCUUGACCCCUUUGCAGACGCAGUACUGCUUUGCCAGUCCUGUACUGCAGUCUCUUAAGGGUGCAGCAACUCAUCCUGUGUAGGUUAUGGUGAACAGACAGAAGCGUGCGCUUGUCAGUUUUGUCAGGGUCCACUGGCUGGUUGUCUGUCUGGGUGGGGGAAAAGCAGCUAUACCCCAACAACCUUUUAUUUUGUCUUCUACCAAAGACUUAUUUUUCUAGAAUUAAAUUGAAACCUCUGCCAUUUUAUGGUGGUCUUUUGCUUUAGAUUUAUCUUGUAAUUCAUAAUAUAUAUAUAUAUAUAUUUUUUUUUACAAAAAAAAACAAUUUUUCUAAAAAGGAAGUCAAGAUCUACAUUUACGAAGUUGGAAUAGCAGUGGACUCCAAGGUCAAACUAGCGACUGUUCAGUAGCAUGUGGCCAGUUCCCCUGAAACUAAGGUAUUGAUCGUAUGGAUCUAAAAGUUGCCUCCACUGCCCCUCAGGUAUACGUGUUACUACAUAUAUAUAGAUAUACUCUCCCUGCCCUGGGUUACAUAAAGUAGCUACACAUUUAUCUCACAGAACAUUCCUAGAUUUGGUUAAAAAAAAUCUUGACUUCAUUUUCUUAAAAUGCUAUCAGUAAUUCGCACUCUGGGGGAUAUUUUAUUUAUUUAUUUUUACUUUGAAGUUUGAGCCCCAGGAGGAUUUUUCUUUUGUGACGUAAAUAAAAGAAAUCACAGGUGGUAUGCUUAUGUGUGUGAGUUCCAACCCUUUUCCAAAGUGUUACUAAUGGUAAAGAGACAUUUUCUAGGCUUCUUUUCUGCCGGUUGAAGUCUGACUGCAGAAGGACCCUUGGCACUGAAAGUGUACGUAUUCUGGAGAGCACAGCCCAGGACCCCUGCAUCAGUGAUGGCUUUAUCCUCUCCUGUUAUCUCCUUGAAAGAAAGACAAAACAACCUCCGCUGUUUCUCAAUGUAUCUGCCUGUUUUUUUUAGACAGCUAUGUUUGUAUGUAAGGCAAGCAAGAGAGGACUGUCUGUAUGUUUUGUAUCUAGGGUUGUCUUGUUGUGAUUCAGCUUAAGGAACUAAACCAGUAAAUGUUUCCUAAAGAAAAAGUGAGGGCCUAGCUGAGCUGGCUGUGUUGUUGUGCUUGCUGUGUGUGUUAUGAAGCCGGGUCCUGGGGGCGUUUUCUAAUCGGCUGCCCUGUGUCUUGUUGGUGCUCUUUCGCGCAGGGGGCAAAACGCCGGACCCUAAGCUGCAGUCCAGGUCGUACAUGGACGUCAUGAAGGAGCAGCACCUGACCAAAGAGGAGAAAGAGAUCCGUCAGCAGAUGGCAGAGAAGGCCAAAACAGGAGACCUGAAGGCUGUCAACGGCUCUGCUGCCUCCCAGGCUGCUGCUGCCGCCGCAAAGCGUAAACGCCGCUGGGACCAGACGGCCGAGAAACAGGACCAAUCAGGAACCCCCAGCAACGCCGGCACACCGAAGAAGAUGUCCAGCUGGGACCAGGCUGAUCAGGCUGCUGAGCAGACCCCAGGACACACCCCUGGCCACACCCCCUCCAACAGCCGCUGGGACGAGACCCCCGGAAGGAACAAGGGCAGUGAGACCCCAGGGGCCACCCCCAGCUCCCGAAUGUGGGACCCCACCCCUAGCCACACCCCGGCUGGAGCAGCCACGCCAGGCAGAGGGGACACACCGGGACACACCACCCCUGGACACGGGGGAGCCACAGGCAGCGUGCGCAAAAACCGAUGGGACGAAACCCCCAAGACGGAGAGGGAGACCCCUGGUCAUGGAAGUGGUUGGGCCGAGACUCCCCGUACAGACAGAGGAGACGAGUCAGUUGGAGAGACCCCCACCCCCGGGGCCAGUAAAAGGAAAUCCCGUUGGGAUGAGACCCCCGCCAGCCAGAUGGGCUCUUCCACCCCACUGAUGACCCCUGGGAAAACUCCUAUCGGAACCCCUGCCAUGAAUAUGGCCACUCCUUCUCCAGGUCACCUGAUGAGCAUGACCCCAGAGCAGCUGCAGGCCUGGCGUUGGGAGAGGGAGAUAGACGAGAGGAACCGACCUCUCACAGACGAUGAGCUGGAUGCCAUGUUCCCAGAAGGAUACAAGGUCCUUCCCCCACCAGCAGGCUAUGUGCCCAUCCGUACCCCGGCCCGGAAGCUGUCUGCCACCCCCACCCCCAUGGGGGGCAUGACGGGCUUCCAUAUGCAGCAGGAGGACCGCUCCAUGAAGCAGAUCAACGACCAGCCCAGUGGGAACCUGCCCUUCCUCAAACCAGAUGACAUUCAGUACUUUGACAAACUGCUUGUUGAGGUGGAUGAGUCCACUCUGAGCCCAGAGGAACAGAAGGAACGUAAGAUCAUGAAACUACUGCUGAAGAUCAAGAACGGAACACCUCCCAUGAGAAAGGCUGCCCUGCGUCAGAUCACAGACAAGGCGAGGGAGUUUGGAGCAGGGCCCCUGUUCAACCAGAUCCUGCCCCUGCUCAUGUCUCCUACUCUGGAGGACCAGGAGCGCCACCUGCUGGUCAAGGUCAUAGACCGCAUCCUCUACAAGCUGGAUGACCUGGUCCGCCCAUAUGUACACAAGAUCCUGGUGGUGAUUGAGCCCCUGCUGAUUGAUGAAGAUUACUACGCCAGAGUGGAGGGCAGAGAAAUCAUCUCUAAUUUGGCCAAGGCUGCCGGCCUGGCCACUAUGAUCUCCACUAUGAGACCUGAUAUUGACAACAUGGAUGAAUACGUCAGAAAUACAACAGCAAGAGCUUUUGCUGUCGUAGCGUCCGCUCUGGGUAUCCCCUCCCUCUUGCCCUUCCUCAAAGCUGUGUGUAAGAGCAAGAAGUCUUGGCAGGCCCGCCACACGGGCAUCAAGAUUGUCCAGCAGAUCGCCAUCCUCAUGGGCUGUGCCAUCCUGCCCCAUCUGAGGAGUCUGGUGGAGAUCAUCGAGCAUGGUCUGGUGGAUGAGCAGCAGAAGGUGCGGACCAUCAGUGCCCUGGCCAUCGCCGCCCUGGCGGAGGCUGCCACGCCCUACGGUAUCGAGUCCUUUGACUCCGUACUCAAACCCCUGUGGAAGGGUAUCCGACAGCACAGAGGAAAGGGUCUGGCUGCGUUCCUGAAGGCCAUUGGCUACCUGAUCCCUCUAAUGGAUGCUGAGUACGCUAACUACUACACCAGAGAGGUCAUGCUGAUCCUCAUCAGAGAGUUCCAGUCCCCUGACGAGGAGAUGAAGAAGAUCGUGCUCAAGGUGGUGAAACAGUGUUGUGGUACUGACGGUGUGGAGGCCAACUACAUCAAGACAGAGAUCCUGCCUCCCUUCUUCAAGCACUUCUGGCAGCACAGGAUGGCCCUGGACAGACGCAACUACAGACAGCUGGUGGACACCACAGUGGAGCUGGCCAAUAAGGUGGGAGCAGCAGAGAUCAUCUCUCGUAUUGUAGAUGACCUGAAGGACGAGGCAGAGCAGUACAGGAAGAUGGUGAUGGAGACCAUAGAGAAGAUCAUGGGGAACCUGGGAGCUGCUGACAUCGACCACAAGCUGGAGGAGCAGCUGAUCGACGGCAUCCUGUAUGCCUUCCAGGAACAGACCACUGAGGACUCUGUGAUGCUGAACGGGUUUGGCACAGUGGUGAAUGCCCUGGGGAAGAGGGUGAAGCCCUACCUGCCUCAGAUCUGUGGUACAGUGCUGUGGCGUCUCAACAACAAGUCUGCCAAGGUCCGCCAGCAGGCUGCUGACCUCAUCUCUCGCACCGCCGUAGUCAUGAAGACCUGCCAGGAGGAGAAGCUGAUGGGUCACCUGGGAGUGGUGUUAUAUGAGUAUCUAGGAGAAGAGUAUCCUGAAGUACUGGGAAGUAUCCUUGGUGCUCUCAAGGCCAUCGUCAAUGUCAUCGGUAUGCACAAGAUGACUCCACCAAUCAAAGACCUGCUACCGCGGUUGACGCCAAUCCUGAAGAACAGACAUGAGAAGGUGCAGGAGAACUGUAUUGACCUGGUGGGCAGGAUUGCUGACAGGGGUGCUGAGUACGUGUCGGCCAGGGAGUGGAUGCGCAUCUGCUUUGAACUGCUGGAGCUCCUCAAGGCCCACAAGAAGGCCAUCCGCAGAGCCACCGUCAACACCUUCGGAUACAUCGCCAAGGCUAUCGGACCCCAUGAUGUGCUGGCCACACUACUCAACAACCUGAAGGUUCAGGAGCGUCAGAACCGAGUGUGUACCACCGUAGCCAUCGCCAUCGUGGCUGAGACCUGUUCUCCUUUCACCGUGCUCCCCGCCCUCAUGAACGAGUACCGUGUGCCUGAGCUCAACGUGCAGAACGGCGUGCUCAAGUCCCUAUCCUUCCUGUUUGAGUACAUCGGGGAGAUGGGCAAGGACUACAUCUAUGCUGUCACGCCCCUGCUGGAGGACGCACUGAUGGACAGAGACCUGGUCCACAGACAGACUGCCAGUGCCGUGGUGCAGCACAUGUCCCUGGGCGUCUACGGCUUCGGCUGUGAGGACUCCCUUAACCACUUGUUGAACUACGUGUGGCCCAACGUGUUUGAGACGUCGCCCCAUGUAAUCCAGGCUGUCAUGGGGGCCCUGGAGGGCCUCAGGGUGGCUAUCGGCCCCUGCCGCAUGCUGCAGUAUUGCCUGCAGGGUCUCUUCCACCCAGCCAGGAAGGUCCGAGACGUCUACUGGAAGAUCUAUAACUCGAUCUACAUCGGUUCCCAGGAUGCUCUGAUCGCUCACUACCCCCACGUCUACAACGAUGAGAAGAACCCUUACCUCCGCUAUGAGCUGGAGUACUUCCUGUGAUUCUGUUCACGCUCUCUCUUUCUCUGUUCACGCGCUCUCUCUUUCUCUGUUCACGCUCUCUGUUUCUCUGUUCACGCUCGCUCUCUUUCUCUGUUCACGCUCUCUGUUUCUCUGUUCACGCUCUCUCUUUCUCUCUCUGUUCACGCUCUCUCACUUUCUCUCUCUGUUCACGCUCACUCUCUUUCUCUGUUCACGCUCUGUUUCUCUGUUCAUGCUCUCUUUCUCUCUCUGUUCACGCGCUCUCUUUCUCUCUCUGUUCGCGCUCUCUUUCUCUCUCUGUUCGCGCUCUCUUUCUCUCUCUGUUCACGCUCUCUCUUUCUCUCUCUGUUCACGCUCUCUCUUUCUCUCUCUGUUCACGCUCUCUCUUUCUCUCUCUGUUCACGCUCUCUCUCUUUCUCUCUCUGUUCACGCUCUCUCUCUUUCUCUCUCUGUUCACGCUCUCUCUCUUUCUCUCUCUGUUCACGCUCUCUCUCUUUCUCUCUCUGUUCACAAUCUCUUUUUCUCUGUACACGCUCUCUCUCUCUCUCCACCCGAUCUCUUCCCCUUUCCCUCCUCUCUUCUCUUUCAUCUCCUCUCUGUCUUUUCCCUUGUUGUCCUAUCUCUCUUGGUGUGUAGAUAGGACUUGGUCCAUUGUUUUGUAUUAUUUAGCCCCUCUGUCUUUGUAGUGGGUGUGUCCAACAUGGCCACAGUGUCUGUGGCCCAAAAUUCAUUUUUAAUCAAAUAAAAACAGUAUAUGAUUAGGGAGAAAGAAAUAUAAAACUGAAACAUUUUUUAGAGCUUAUGUAUUGUUUUAUUUCUUUUAUAAUUUCCAGAAGGAAUGAUAGACACAUGCAGGAUGUAAGUUAACCAUGUUAACGAAUGGAAAAGCAAGUCAGUGAGUUUUGAAGUUCUUUAAAAUAUUGUCAUGGUUUCUGUGUUCUGUCCUCUGUAAUGGCCAUUCCUUCUCAAUCCUCUGCUCACCUAUCAGUGAUCACACCUUUAGUUCUUAUCAGAAUGUUGCUUUAUUUGACUAAAUAAACGUUUGUGUAUAAAAUAAAUGUC